GAAUUCAUCAAAUGGAUGAAAUCAACAGCUGUAAGUUUCUACAAGUUUGACUCAUAUUUGUGUCUCCACAAAGACACUUAUUACAAAUUUUCAACAUUAUCAGUAAGUGAUAUCCAGUUACAAUGCAAAAUGGAGGUCAUCAAGAUAUCAUCUUCCAUUAGUGCCACAUUUCUGUUUAUCAUCAUGAUGGGUGUGGUGUUUUACAUGAAACGCCAUAGAAUGGAGUACCUUUUCUUGUUGAGCAGACAAAUGGCCCGUAGAUUGAUUGGCAGGACACGAUCUAGAGGUAACAGACUAUACAAAUACCAUGGAUUUGUAUGUUGGAGUAGCCAGGAAGAUAUCUCAAUAAUUGUGUUAAUUCAAGGAAAACUGGAAAUGGAUUUCGGACUUCGCCUUGCCAUUGGUGAUCGGGAUUUUGAAGUAGGUGGCUAUAUAAUUGACAAUAUCGUACAUUUCAUUACAGCAAGUCGUAAAACAAUCAUCUUUCUGAGUAAUAACUAUUUGAACAGCAAGUGGUGUAUGUUUGAGCUACAAAUUGCAAUGAACAAGAGCCAAGAGGUAGAGUUUGACACAGUUGUUAUGAUUCUUCUUCAUGAUAUCAAUGAUUUAGACAAGGCAAAGAUGCCACCAAGCCUGACAAAUUAUUUGAAACGCAAGACAUAUCUACAAUGGCCGGCAUCCUCUGCACAGCAACCAGUCUUCUGGCUUCGUCUUAAGGAUGUCCUUGAUUUUGGUGAGAUACAGAAUGAUCAGCCCUUGGUUAUCAAUCCAGGAGAAAAUGAUCAGGUUGAACAAAAUGAUGGGUCCCAUACUAUAGAUGUAAGGGAACAAAAUGAUCAGUCAUUUGUUGUCAAUCCAGACGAAAAUGAUGGGUCUAAUACUGAUGUGGCAGUAGAUGAACAAUCAUUUGAUGAAGAUAUGAUAUAUAGAGAACCAUUACUAAGACUGAACUAAUAUUGAACAAUCAAAAUGUGUGUCAAAAUCGACAAGAAUCAACAUGUAGAUCUUUUAUUGACUCAAUAACAUAUAAAUGAAACGUACAGUAUAUGUACAUGUAGUGUGCAAAAUAUCAAGUCACCAAUCAGCAAAAAGGAUAUAAGUAAAAUCAGGUGUUAUGAUUUCAAACUGUGUCAUAGCUUUGGACAGGUACAAGACAGCUAUAAAGAAGUUAAUGAAAAGUAUCUUUUUCUCGCUAGUCAGCCAGUAUUUGUAACAGACAAAUUCAUUGGUUGAUACGUCAGAAAUAUUUCAAACCACAAAAAAUCAAAAUUAGCAUCAUCUUGAAAUGAGCAUGUCAAAUCACAUGGCUUCGUUUAGAGGUAAGAACUGUAGUGUAAAUCAGCUUCAAGUGACAUAUAUUUUUACACACACAUUUUCCUAUUUCAAUAUUCUAAUCAUUUAGUUUGGACUCAACCCGUUUCAUUUGGUGUGGUGAUAUUAUUUCAUUACCCAGGAAUUUCUUUACAGAAUUUAAUUUGUGGAUAUACAGAAAACAUUUGGUGAGGACAUUUUAAAAUGUUUGUCAAGUAAAAAGAUAUUUCGCACACUGACAUGUACAUGCACAUAUAUGUAUAUAAUUUUGGAUAACCAUAUGAUGAUAUUUCCAUGUAAAUAAAUAAUAGUUAUAAAGUACUAUAUUGUAUGCUACAUACCCUGAGUUGGUGACUGCCAUUACAGUUGAUACCAAGGUGAAGGGAUAGGUAAGAUGGGUGACACCGAGCUGAAACACAAACAAUACAUAAUUUAAAUUAAAAAGGGAUUAUUAACAUGCAAAUUGUCAUCACCUGCCAUUUGUUACAGAUGAAUGCCAAACACCAACCACAAACCACUGAACACCUUCC
Owenia fusiformis is the source of this 1841-nucleotide messenger RNA. The record is from the annotation of a GenBank genome assembly. Lineage: Eukaryota; Metazoa; Annelida; Polychaeta; Sabellida; Oweniidae.